CGCGGCAUCGAAAAUCUAGUAUGGCGGCGCCCUGUUCGUAAGGUGUCAGGAAAUACAAGUUCGCAAUUGUUGAAUAAAGAAGCGUCUUCGUUUCAAGCCGUUCAUAUCGAAGGAUGGGAUUCUUUCGUUUAUUUUGUAAGUCGAAUCAAUGGAAUUCGAUCCAAGUUCGGGUUCGACUGCUAAGUAUUCAACAAACUGUCGCCAAAGUACUGAGGGAAAUCCCGCAAAGUAAGCCGUUGUCGCCACCGAAUCUAUCAACAAACCAAACGAAGGACGUCUAUAGUCGUAUUAAAUGCCUGAUCGGGAUCGAGUUGCCACAUGUACUGUCCGGACUGCGCUGUCCAAAAUACCGCAGGGAUUUAACCCAACCCGGGCGCUGCUAUUGCACAUCAACCAAGAUCUCCAGAGACGUCGUUCUGUUCCAUCACGACCGAACACGCUUCGUACGCCUCCUGGCGACCUUCUGCGGCGCUCAGACUCUCUUCUGGACCUACCUUGCACAUUUCGCUUACACUGGUUUAAGAAACGACAGCUCUUUAAAAGAACAACGCAAAGUUACCACCACGGGCCUUGCCGGGUUUUGGAGCUUCGAUAUCAAUUUAGGAAGAAGUGUUUGGAGAUACGGGUUUACAGGAGGGUGUCUUGCGGUGGGAGCAGGCAUCAUAGGACUUGGCGUCCUGUUUUGUCGCCGUUCUGUGAGUCGGGUGAUUUUGCACCAAGGAGGCAAGAUGGUGACAGUGGCGACCCAGUCCCCCCUGGGACCUGACAAAGGUCGGCAAAUAACAGUGCCUCUGUCCCGCGUCGCCUGCCACGCCCACAGGAACGAGUCCCCCUCGUUUAUUCCACUCAAGAUUAAGGACAAUAUAUUCUAUUUUCUUUUGGACAAAGAAGGGACAAUAAACAAUGCUCAAUUGUUUGAUGUAACUGUUGGGGCAUAUCGACCACUCUAAUUGAACAAUUGGGUACCAAAGAUUAUGUCAAACAAUUUGUCAUGAAACCAAUUGUAUUUAUGAUCUGUGGAAUCAAUUGUAAGGGGAAACAAUUGGUAGUUUACCAACAACUGUUUCAAAUAAAUUCCAAUGAUGGUGAAUUGA
This is a messenger RNA of Gadus morhua (Atlantic cod), 1094 nucleotides long. RefSeq names its product transmembrane protein 223 (gene tmem223). The record is from RefSeq and is a predicted model, not a curated record. Gene Ontology annotation, biological process: nervous system development. Gene Ontology annotation, cellular component: mitochondrion. Lineage: Eukaryota; Metazoa; Chordata; Actinopteri; Gadiformes; Gadidae. Bases 114 to 950 code for a protein of 278 amino acids. The transcript has a single exon.